Molecule: messenger RNA, 1611 nt
Organism: Aegilops tauschii subsp. strangulata
Lineage: Eukaryota; Viridiplantae; Streptophyta; Magnoliopsida; Poales; Poaceae
Product: protein S-acyltransferase 10
Biological process (GO): peptidyl-L-cysteine S-palmitoylation; protein targeting to membrane
Cellular component (GO): Golgi apparatus; endoplasmic reticulum
Molecular function (GO): protein-cysteine S-palmitoyltransferase activity
Source: RefSeq, a predicted model, not a curated record
AGUCCGUCCACUUCCAGGUGGGCCCUCCCCACCGUAACUGCAGGCCGGCUCCUCCUCCUCCCGCGGAAGACCGGCCACCGGUAACCAUCGCCACCACCUCCCUCCUCCUCCUCCUCACGUCGGUGCGGCGGCGAGGAUGCCGUGCUGCGGGGAAAGCGAUCCUCCCCAUGAGGCCAUCAGGGUCCUAUCCCAACCCCAGCGCCACGGCUCGCACGGUUCGUCAAUUGGUUCGAUUUGGGGGUUCCGGCCGGGGUCUGAAUGCCUGACCGGGGCCGGGGAUUUGAGCGCAGGGAGGAAGCCCUGGAGGUGUGUCAGGUUAAUCGUCAUGCUGCUGCAUGCGCUCUUCAUCGGCGCCGUCUUCCUGCUCGAUCCGGCCCUCCGGAGCCAAAUCCGCCAGGACCAGUGGUACAUGUGUUUAUAUGGAGGGCUGGUGUUGUUUACCUUGGCGCAAUACCUAUAUACAGCUAAUUCAUCACCAGGGUAUGUGGCUGAUAUGUUGAAGGCUGGAUCAGCGAUGCACGCAACCUUCAUUAAUACAACGACAAUCUCAAAACAGGUCUGUUCAAAAAACGGGAGCUUAAAUUAUUUCAUGAGCCGCAGCAAAAUAGAGCAACACAACCCACAAUCUGCUACACCUUCGUCGCUUUUGCAAAUGAUGGAUCUAUAUCCUCCUGGAUCAUCCAGCAGGGAUUUGACCUGCUCUUACUGCCAUCUCAUUCAGCCACCACGAACCAAGCAUUGUCAUGAUUGUGACAAGUGUAUUCUCCAAUUUGAUCAUCACUGUACAUGGCUUGGAACAUGCAUUGGCAUUAGGAAUCAUUGCCGUUUUUGGUGGUACAUAUUUGGACAAGCAAGUUUAGUUAUUUGGACUGUUGCUCUCUACAUCCAGUUCUUACAUGUGGAUAUGAACGGGUCCUGGUUGAAGGGUUUGACUGGCUUAACACUGUUGCUGCCGUUGAUAGUAAUCCUCAUAGUUUUGCUGAUCUUACUCAUGUUGCAUACUUACCUUGCUCUUACGAACCAAACGACAUAUGAAAUUGCCAGACGGAAGCGAAUAUCUUACCUAAGGGGAGUUCCUAGAAAGGUGCAUCCUUUCAGCAAAGGUAUCUGCAGGAACCUCUAUGACCUCUGCCUCUCUAGACAGAAGGGAUAUGUUCUGGAAGCAGUACCCCCACUGGACGAACUAGAAGCCCGGGCUAGACCCUACACCUGCCGAGAUGUAAUCUGCUGCCGGUGCUGCUAGUACGCGCUAUAUGUGAAAAUACAUUAGUUUAGUUUGAUGCAUAUAAUAACAUGGUAAAGAUACUUGUGGCUCAUUGAUGUUGUACAGCAUAUACUCCUAUAUAUAGGCACCUUUUUGUCUCUUAUAGAAUGCAUCCUGAUCAAACGAUGCCAUUAGAUUGAUCUGAGUAUGCAUGUAGAUUUUUCAGUUUAUUCCUUGUAGGGUUGUAGCUUCAUAAGAAAAUAGUUUGAACUUAGUCGCACAUUCGCUGUAGAACGCUGUGUCUGAGCGAUGCAGCUCUUAUAUGUUAAAUGCACAACUGAAAACCCGUUCGUUCUGUAUCUGAUGAUUGUUCUUAUAUAUAUUUCGUCCUCGGUUGUCAUGCUUUA